Molecule: messenger RNA, 1887 nt
Organism: Cuscuta campestris
Lineage: Eukaryota; Viridiplantae; Streptophyta; Magnoliopsida; Solanales; Convolvulaceae
Source: the annotation of a GenBank genome assembly
UCUAAAUUGCCCCAUCUCUGGCGAACGAGUCCCAAAUAAGCUAUGGGACACUGGCCUAGCCGAAAACGAAGAAGCGCUUUUAUGGGUAUCAAUACUCUUGUCCGGAGCCCACGUUCUCUCUCUAUCAUGUGAGAACUCCAAUUUCUCCCAAUCUCACUCCUGGAGAUCUGAUAUAAUCGUGCAACUUAUUCGUGUUACUAAGAUGAAGCUGUGUUUAUGUUGUGGAGUUGUGUGUGUUUGAGAACUUAAUACAUGGAUAAGGAUAGAGCGCCAAGCCUGGGAGGGGGUUCACUGCCUCCAUGUGGGAGAUAUUCUCCUUUUGCUUCAUCCAAUGAUGGUUUCAGUGGGAAUCCAGAGCCUUCUAGAUCAUUCAAUUUGCCUCCAUUAGUGGGUGCUUCAGGCACAAGCCAUUUUGGUAUUGGAGCGACUUCAGAUUCAAAUUGCUUCAGUCAGGAUAUUAGCCAAAUGCCUGAAAACCCACCAAAGAAUUUGGGCCACCGACGUGCCCACUCUGAGAUUCUUGCACUUCCUGAUGACAUCUGUUUUGAUAGUGAUCUCGGAAUCGUUGGUGGAUUUGAUGGACCAUCAUUGUCAGAUGAGAAUGAAGAGGACCUUCUCUCUAGCUAUUUUGAUAUGGAUAAGUUUAAUUCAUCCUCUGCCACUUCAUCAUUCCUAGGUCAUGGCUCAUCUUCUUCACCAGCUGCUUCACCAGCUGGUGUUUCGGGCUCAUCCCAGGCUCCUUCAUCAGCGACACCAUUAGCUGGUAAUGUUACUUCUGCUGUUAGUGAGAAACCCAGAAUAAGACAUCAGCACAGUCAGUCAAUGGAUGGUUCAACUACCAUCAACCCAGAAAUGCUGAGAUCAGGCGCCGAUGAACCUUCUACUGCCGAAUCUAAAAAAGCCAUAUCUGCUGCUAAUCUUGCUGAGCUUGCCCUUAUUGAUCCAAAGCGUGCAAAGAGGAUCUGGGCCAACCGGCAAUCAGCCGCUAGAUCGAAGGAAAGGAAAAUGAGGUAUAUAGCUGAGCUUGAGAGGAAAGUCCAAGCUUUGCAGACAGAAGCCACUUCGUUGUCUGCACAAUUCACCCUGUUGCAGAGAGAUACAAAUGGUCUGAAUGCUGAAAACAAUGAGCUUAAGCUGCGAUUGCAAACAAUGGAACAGCAGGUGCAUCUGCAAGAUGCCUUAAAUGAUGCCCUAAAAGAGGAAAUACAGCAUCUCAAAGUGUUAACUGGCCAAGGAAUGGCGAAUAGUGGGCCUAUGAUGAUGAACUUUGCUCCGCCCUUGGGAGGGGGGAACCACCAAUUCUAUCCCAACAAUAACCACGCGAUGCACGCUUUGUUAACCGCUCAGCAGUUUCAGCAGCUCCAGUUGCAUUCUCAAAAGCCACAGCCACAGCAGUACCACCAACCACCACCUCCUCGCGUGAACCCCCCAGAUAAGCAGCCGCACCAAUCCACCGACUCCAAAAUGAGAAGCUCGUUAUCUGCGAGUGCUCUGAACGAGCAUCCUUCAACUUAACAAGCCAACAGAUAAAAGUUCCUGUUGUCAGUGUUGAACAAUCACAAAAAAAACCUGUAAUGGUUCUCUCUAACUAAUUAGUUGGUUUUGUAGGAUGCAGAAGAAGCACAAUUCCAUCUCUUAUCUUCUUUAGGGGAAGAGUUUGUCAUAGUCUUAUGUCCCCAAAUGCAGCUCAUUUGCAGAUUUGACUGCUCUUCCUCUGAUCAUAGGGUUCUGGAUUUGAAGAAGUCCUGAUUAUAUGGCUGAAGAGCUUUUCUGUCUAUGGUAUUAAUUUUUUUUUUUUUUGCCAUUGUAGCUGACUGUUUCUUUGGAUGCACAACAUUGUUUUAUUUGAUGCUUUGCUCUAUAGUUGAUUAAAUUGCAAGGUUUUUU